Molecule: messenger RNA, 4015 nt
Organism: Misgurnus anguillicaudatus (oriental weatherfish)
Lineage: Eukaryota; Metazoa; Chordata; Actinopteri; Cypriniformes; Cobitidae
Gene: mier3a
Product: mesoderm induction early response 1, family member 3 a
Biological process (GO): negative regulation of transcription by RNA polymerase II
Cellular component (GO): nucleoplasm
Molecular function (GO): transcription corepressor activity; histone deacetylase binding
Source: RefSeq, a predicted model, not a curated record
UCAAACGCGCCAACCAAUCACAUCGAACCAGCAGCAGUCGCCCAACGUCAUUGGUUACCGGCGUCAAUCCGGGCUCCGUCGUAAAGCCAGUUUAGCAGCCGAAAGGUACCAAGAUGGCGGAGGCUUCCUUUGGAAGUACAAGCCCAGUUGGCUCUUUGUCAUCGGAAGAUCAUGAUUUUGACCCGACGGCUGAGAUGCUGGUGCACGAUUAUGAUGAUGAGCAGACGUUAGAGGAAGAGGAGAUGAGGGAAUCGGAUUCAAACGAAGGCUCAGAAAUCGCAGAUCUGGAGAAGGAGGGGAACAUGCCGUUGGAGGAGUUGUUGGCUUUGUACAGAUAUGAAGCGGUGGACAGUGCUCUCGGGGGGUCGAGUGCGGACAGUUCCUCCGUCGAGCUGACCGACGAGCUGCCAGACAUGACGUUAGAUAAAGAGGAGAUUGCUAAAGAUCUUCUUUCUGGAGAUGAUGAAGAAACCCAGUCUUCUGCUGAUGACCUCACACCGUCCGUCACAUCACACGAAACCAACGAUUUCUUCCCCAGAACUCUUCGCUCUAACGCCGUUUAUGAUGGCGACAAAGAAUCUGAAGGUGAAGAUGACGGUUUAAACCCUGAAGAUUCUCGCAAGGAAAUCAUGGUGGGAUCUAAUUAUCAAGCAGAAAUUCCUCCUCUUGCCUGUUAUAAUGAGCAGGAAAAAGUUUACGCAGAUGAAGAUCAACUGUUGUGGCAUCCAGAUGUGCUGCCCGAGUCUAAAGUCAAGAGUUUCCUGCUAGAUGCUGCUGUAGGUGUGGACGGAAAGACGGAGGCUAAUGUUGAUUGUUCUCUUGUCAAAGACAAUGAGCAGGCUUUGUAUGAGCUUUUGAAGUGCAACUACAACGUCCAGGAAGCUCUUGAAAGAUAUCGCAAGAAUGAAAAAUCCUCAAAGGGUGAGAUGCUUCCAUGGUCCGAAGAAGAAUGCAGGAAUUUUGAGCAUGCUCUCCUGUUAUACGAGAAGAACUUCCAUCUCAUCCAGAAACACAAAGUCACCACAAGGACGGUGGCCGAGUGCGUCGCAUUUUACUACAUGUGGAAGAAGUCCGAACGAUUUGACUUUUUCGUCCAGCAAAACCGAUUUGGGAAAAAGAAAUACAGCAGCUAUCCUGGCGUAACGGACCUGAUGGACCGGCUGGUGGAUGAAGCUGAAGGUUUAGUGGAUGGAUCGGGAUCGGUUUGUUCCUCUGGUAGUGGCAGGACCGAGCCAGCAACUGAGCAACAGCUGAAUAUCCUGAACUCCAUCACAGCCAGUGACCUCUCCGCGUUGACGAGUACCGUGGCCUCGGUGUGUAACCCAGCAGAUGUCGGCUGUCUGGACUCCUAUAACUUCUCGACGCUGGACGGACUGCACCGUGGAUCCAUGGGCCACGAAGAGCCGAUCAACUAUUCCAGCAACGGAGAUGGCGACUGCCUCAACCUGCUUGAGACCGGUUUCUAUCACUCGGACCUCAGCCAGAUCAACGUGUGCGGAGAUGACUGCGAACGACCGCCGGCCAAGCGGCUGAAGAUGGGUCUUUCUGAACCGUACAUAAACGACGUGUCGGUGAGCAGCAGAAACAUGGACUUUGAGAGUCGCGCGCGUCACAUCACCAGUGCCAAAAUGGCGGUUUCGGUCACAGACUUUGGCGGUUUGUCGGCGAGCGAGGCCGGCGGCUACAUGGGCGCGCACACACUACAUCAGCACACGGCGCUGCAGACAGAGUAACGACUCGCAUACGCGCCGCCUCACGGGACUAUCUGCAAUCAAACGUGUACAUAGCCACUUCCUGGAAAUUCCUUUCAUUUUUUUUGUUUUCCGAUUAUAUAUACGUGUGUUUGUAUAUAUGUACAGAUGUAUUCUUAGAUUCUUUUUUUACUAUGACAUCAGUGAUGUCUUAUUGUACAGACUUAAAUCUUGAUUUCUCAAGAGUUAAUACAGCCAUUUAUUUCCAGUCUUGAAUUUUGGAAGUGUCAUAACGUGUCUACGUCCGAAUACUGUGGAGAACUAAACUUGGGCCGACGAUGAGUUUUUCUAGCCAUGUUGAUUGGCUGUCCGUUUUGUGGUACGUAUCAGUGUUUACAGGCGUGUGUGUGUCCGGCUCUGGGAAUCUACCGUCUGAACGCCAUUUACUCUACGACCACUCUCUGGUUAGGGUUAUGAAAUCAUUUAAGUUCAUCGAAAUAUUUUCAUGUUUAUGGGAGAUUUUAUUUUGAAAGAAUAUCUUGAAUUGAAGAAUAUACUGCAAACAAUUAGCACAGAUUUGUAAGCCGUGCUUCUAGCAAACAUGCAAUUACAAAUGACCUGCUAGAUGUAAGUCAUGUAUUCUUUCUAUUAUUUAUUCGUGUUCUUUAUAUGCUUGUGUAAUUUUGCUUUAUCAGACGGUGGUUUAUAGUAAAUAAGUGUAUUUAUUGCAUCGAAGACUGCAUUGUGGACAGUACAGAGAAGAUUGAAACUCCCCAAAAUGUUUGUGAAAUGACUGGCACAUGUUAUUUUGUUAUUGCUAUUUAUUUAAUUUUGUUUGCAGGGAUAUCAUUCACGUAUCAUAGGUUGUGAAGCAAAAUCUACCACAGUUCAUGUCCGUUUCCAUUCGUAACCAAUUAUGCAAUGUUGUAAAUGAUUUUUCUUUUUGCCUUUUUUCAUCCCUGCCUGGUUCACAGGCGUCGGAUGUCUCUGCAGAACUGAUCUUUGCUUUUAAGACCUUCACAAAGGCCUCCAAGCACUGACCCAACCUGAUCUAUGCAUCUCAAAUCUCUGUACAUAAUCUCGGACUACGUUGAUGUUUCCUAUGUGGAUGUCUUGGAAAAUGUUACAUCAUGAACAGAUUAAAUCGAUGUAUUUUGUCUGUUUAAAAACGUAAAAGUUUGAUUUCCCAUUCAUUUCACAACUUCGCUCUCGUAUGGCAAUAAUUUGUAAAUAUGUACAGGUACCGACAUACCUUCCUGUUUUUCUUCCUCGGCCAACAGACUUGAAAACAUAUUUCUGUGCUUUUGAGUCUGUAUGUACGCCACAAGAAUGCCUUCUUUACUUUCCUUCGGCUGACUUUAUUCUUCAUAAGAGAUUUGUUUAAGAAGAGAGUUAUUUAUUUAUUUAUUCACUCGACUGCAAGCGGGUGGAAUGUGUUAGCUUUCUGUAUACAAGUGAAGUCAAAUGUCCUCGUCCAAGGAUGUGAGGUCUCUCGCCUGGUCCGAACACAACCAUGCGUGGAGAUGCAUCCCAGAAGUAGAGCAGUUUGUUGAAUGUACAGUAUUAUUGCAGCUUAGGGAUUUACUGAAGUCGUUCAAUGAUGAAUGUUUUCCAGUUAAUGUGCAGCGUUGCCUUAACGCUCAUUUUCAAACCUGCAUGUUGCAUCUACCAGGAAAACACUCACAAAUUGUCCUUUCUCUGGUCGUGUGUUCGGUUUUAAGUUGCAGACUAUUCCAGGAUGGUGAUUGGCUUGUGCUAUGUCUGUAUAAUUGUGUUUCCUUGUAUCUUCUGGCCAGAAUUUUAUUUUUUUGUCUUUACAUACUUGAAGGAUGUGUAUUGAUACUUAAAUACAUUAAUAUUCUCUAAUUCAGUCACGUAGGUUGUGCAAUUUCUUUCUUCUGUCACUCCAAGAACUGAAAAGAGCUUUAGGAAAUUUGUGUUGGUGCAGUAAAUCUUGUCCAAAGUUUGUAUACAAAAAUAUCUUUAAAUUGUAAUGUAGUAAAGGUCUGCUUCCAGAGGGAAAAUCUUCCCUUAUCUUUGGAGUGUUCUUUAUAUUUUUUGUUCAAUAUACAUAUAUAUGAACGCUCCUUGUUCAUUUUUACAUUUUAUUGGGCGAGGUUACCAGUUACGGUUCUUAAAAAGUUUGGUGUAAUGAAAUGAUAAUGUUAAAUAGACAAUCAGAAAACAGUUCAUUUUCAAAAGGACAUUUUCUCAUUCUUAAUGUUUGUAUAUAGCUUCUGUUCUUGUUCUGUUGGUUUUUAUUUUGUUUUUUAUGUUGUACUUAACUGGCAACCCGUUCUGGGAAUAAACUUCUGGAGAUAUUA